AUGAAAUUGAGAAUCGAGGAAGAGAUCCAGCCCGUCGAAGAGGCGAAACGGCCAAAGAUCAAAAAAGCAAAAAUUCGGCGCAAGAAAAAAACUCAAGUUGAUGAGGAUAUGAUUCGUUCGGAAAACUUGGCUGUUGAUAAACUGGAAAUGACCGAUAAUUUCAAGCAAUUCAGUGAAAUGAAAAUUCAGUGCUUGGACUGCGAAUGCUUCGGAACUCUGCGGAAAGUCGGCGACCAAGUCGUUCUCUUCACUGAAGAAGUUCUCUCCACCCGCAGCAUUCAUACGCAAGAGGCGGAUUUGAAAAAAGAGAAAACAUGGAAGGAAAAACGAACUGGCACUCUCUUCAAAGGUCAAAGGGAGUAA
Molecule: messenger RNA, 363 nt
Organism: Oikopleura dioica
Lineage: Eukaryota; Metazoa; Chordata; Appendicularia; Copelata; Oikopleuridae
Source: the annotation of a GenBank genome assembly